Fulvia fulva is the source of this 321-nucleotide messenger RNA. RefSeq lists its product as uncharacterized. The record is from RefSeq and is a predicted model, not a curated record. Bases 1 to 321 code for a protein of 106 amino acids. The transcript is spliced from 2 exons. NCBI's taxonomy places the organism in Eukaryota, Fungi, Ascomycota, Dothideomycetes, Mycosphaerellales, Mycosphaerellaceae.
AUGGGCGCCGCCACGACUCCUGCGGUCGAGAGACCGAUGUUUCUCUCUGCCGACCAGCGAAAGAUAUCCUACCAAAGCAAGGGUGGCAUCACCAUCACCCUUGAAUUCAAGAACUCCAAGGCAAUUGAGAGCCUACGGACCUUUACCCAGCAGAACACUGCCGACAAGCCCGAGAACAUGACAGUCACCGUCGAUGGCGUAACCAAGCCCAGGGAGGAGAACCAAGGUCUUUGGAUGGGCAUCUACGACACGCUGAGUUUCUGGUGUAUGGAAGCCAUGGAGGUGGCAGCCUUCGGCCCUUACGAUGAGCCGCCAAAGUGA